Sander lucioperca (pikeperch) is the source of this 6534-nucleotide messenger RNA. It is a transcript of the gene pip4k2aa, whose product is annotated as phosphatidylinositol-5-phosphate 4-kinase, type II, alpha a. Bases 932 to 2263 code for a protein of 443 amino acids. The record is from RefSeq and is a predicted model, not a curated record. Gene Ontology annotation, biological process: phosphatidylinositol metabolic process. The transcript is spliced from 11 exons. Gene Ontology annotation, molecular function: phosphatidylinositol kinase activity. NCBI's taxonomy places the organism in Eukaryota, Metazoa, Chordata, Actinopteri, Perciformes, Percidae.
CUGCAGAGCGCAGGCUGUCACCUCCCCUCCGUCGAGCUGUCAGUUGACAGCAGCACACAUGAACCUCAGUGCUGCAGACGGAGUUGACACCCGUUGAUUUUACGACUAAAUAACCGCUCCUCGGCGUUUUAAUUCAGACGGGGCAAAAACAUGACAGGAAACACCCCUGUCAUCCCUACGGACUGAUCACAAGCGCGUAGGAGGAGGGCUGAGCCGCUUGCUAGUUGUGAGCUGCUAUCUAAUGUUAAUAGUUAGCUAGCUUGCAUGCUAAUGGUAGAUAGCUGGUGAACGGAGUCCGGUUCUGCUUUGUGCCGUCACGUUAGAUAGCUGGCUCGCUAGCGAAGGUCGGAGGGACUAACGUUAGCUGGUAGUCAAGAGCGGUUAUUAGUUAUUCACCAUCCUUAAUGUGUCAUUUAUAAUUUGUUUUAAGGCUGCAUAAUACGUUGUGUGUUAUUUGUGACGGAGCUUGACAUUACUCUUGUUUUAUACGUUUAUUCAUUUUACUGAAUUUAUCGUUGAUGUUUGCUAGCUAGCGAGCUACUCGGCUAUGCUAACGCCAGCUCAGUGAUACCUCACAUCGCAGGGGUGCGGAGAGCUCCAGACUAGUCAAGGAAGGAAGAGAAGUGACUUAUGAUGUGGGCUGAGGGAAGCGGUGGACUGUUAGGCGAAGGAGAGCAGCAGUAUUAGCUUUACACAUCGCAUUGUCUCAUAUCAUUCCUUGUCGAGGUAACGUUAGGGCCAUAGCGUCAGCCAAGCUGUGUGGGUCAGUUGGAUGAAGAAAAUAAUUUGGACACUUUGAUUUGCGAGCUGGCUAAAUGAGUAGUAUUAGUAUUACUGAGUCGUGAGCUAGUGGCCACUGUGCCAGCUUUAAGGGAAGACACCCUGUCAAGAUUAUCGCACAGACUGCAAUAACCAGCCAGUUUGUUUAAAGAUGGCUUCGGCGAACAGCAUUGCCGCAGCUAUUGCGAGCAAAACGAAGACCAAGAAAAAACACUUCGUUGCUCAGAAAGUGAAGCUCUUCCGUGCCAGCGACCCUCUGCUCAGCGUGCUUAUGUGGGGAGUCAACCAUUCGAUAAAUGAGUUAAGCCAUGUUCAGAUUCCCAUCAUGCUCAUGCCAGAUGACUUCAAGGCCUAUUCUAAGAUCAAAGUGGACAACCACCUCUUCAACAAGGAGAACAUGCCCAGCCAUUUCAAGUUCAAGGAGUACUGCCCUCUGGUGUUUCGAAACCUCAGAGAGAGGUUUGGCAUUGACGAUCAGGACUUCUUGAACUCUCUGACACGCAGUGCUCCCUUGAACAGUGAGGCCCAGGGACGGAGCGGGGCCCGCUUCCAUACCUCUUAUGACAAACGCUAUGUCAUUAAGACCAUCAGCAGCGAGGAUGUUGCGGAGAUGCAUAACAUUCUGAAGAAAUAUCAUCAGUUCAUCGUGGAGUGCCAUGGCAACACACUGCUGCCUCAGUUUCUGGGGAUUUACCGGCUCACCGUGGAUGGAGAUGAGACCUACAUGAUUGUUACACGCAAUGUCUUCUCUCACCGCCUUUCCGUCUACAAAAAAUAUGAUCUCAAGGGUUCCACUGUGGCAAGAGAGGCCAGCGACAAGGAGAAGCAGCCGCCCCAACCAGAGGAUGUGCCCCCGCGGCCCAAAUCUGGUAACGUUCAGCAAAGGCUGCAAACACUGCGGAUUGCCACGCGCUUUUACUGCGCCAUGAAACACGUAAGAGAUGCCAAGGAGCUGCCAACCUACAAGGACAAUGACUUCAUCAAUGAUGGGCAGAAGAUCUACAUUGACGGGGAGAACAAGAAAAUGUUCCUGGAGAAGCUUAGGAAAGAUGUGGAGUUCCUGGCCCAGCUGAAGCUCAUGGACUACAGUCUGCUGGUGGGGAUCCACGAUGUGGAGCGAGCCGAGCAGGAAGAGGUGGAGAGCGAGGACAAUGAGGCAGAGGAGGAGGGCGAGAGUGACGGAGGGGGCAUUGGAACGCCUCCCGACAGCCCCAGCAACACCCUGGACAGCACUAAGCCUCUGUCACCUGGAGAGUUUGAUCCCGCUAUUGACGUCUACGCCAUCAAAAGCAACGAUAGUGCUCCCAGGAAGGAAGUUUACUUCAUGGCUAUCAUAGACAUCCUGCAGCAUUACGAUGCCAAGAAGAAAGCGGCUCACGCCGCCAAGACUGUCAAGCAUGGGGCCGGAGCAGAGAUCUCCACGGUCAACCCAGAGCAGUACUCGAAGAGGUUUCACGAUUUCAUCACCACUAUUCUGUCAUAGCCUCCAGGAGCGACAGGGGGCACAGAGGCACAUGGGAAAGGGAGGGCAAGUGGGGAGUAGUGCGGGGAAGAGAAGUGAUGGAGAGAAAAACCAUCGAGAGGCUGAAUUAAUAAGGUGCUCAGAUGGCUUUGUAUCACUCUCCUUCAUGCUUUCUCCUCAUCCCUGCCUGCUUGUUUCUUUUCUCUUUCAGUGGAGUGCCACGCUCUGCAGCUAUAAAAAAAAAAAAAACAUCAUUCGUUUACAUUUAACCUCUCCUCUGUUGACUUUUGUUCAUGUGUUACUUUGGGUGAUAAGGGUGUUGAAAGCAAGCGUCCAAGUCAUUUUUUUUAUAUAAUUUGUUUUUGUCUGUAUCGUUUAUAUGGGAACAUCCAGCACCCUGCAUUUUUUUUAAUUUUGAUGUUUGUAUUUGUCUUCCCCUUAUGAUGUUUAGGGGGAGGUAAGCGCGAGGGUAUGAUGUGUAUAGUGUGAGGUCAAGGGGAGUGCACAGGUCAGAUUACGGCACAAGGUGAGGUCCCUCUUGCAAAGAGAAGGCUUAAGCGGGAUAUAACGAGGAAGUUCACGUGGAGCCUCGCCUAAUGCAAUUGCUUUAUUUCAGGAAGUGGGAAGCAGUCUUCCAAUAGGCCCACUGCCAGACCCCCCCUUCAGCCAAACAAAUCUUCCCAUUUGGGUUCCUCCUGCAACACUCACCCUUCAGACGCCACCCCAACCCCACCCGUUCCUUUGUGUACAAUUAAUGAAUUGAGCUUCUGGGUUAUCCUCUUGCCACGCACUCACAACAAACACGUCUCAUUAGCUGAGAUGAGUUCACUUGUUGCAGAAAGUUAUGAUGCUUGUUUCCAGCCUAGUUGCACCUCAGUGGUUGUCAGUGCUUUAUCCCUUUCGCUUUGUUGUGAUGCACAGUGAUUUAAGAAUGAUUAAGGGAAGGAUGCGUACCUUUAAAUGAGAAGAAGAGGGAUUUGAGCACACAGUAAGUGUCGUUUACUUGCAUUCCCUCUGAAUACGUUUGGGCAUUGUUAUGUAGGCCUGGUUUCUGUUCGUGUGGCAGGGAAUGACCCAGAAGUCUUGUGUGGCUGUAGUGAUUAAGAGUUAUAUCUUCAUAUAGGGUGUCAGAUUGAAACAUCAACUGCCCUUAACUUUCUGUUGCCAUCAGCACCUUAUGAGUAAAUCAAAAAUGUUGCACUUUUAUUUGUUAUUAGAGGUUAGGAGCUCUUGUUCUGUUACAUGCGCUGCAACAAAGAGGAAAAGGAACUCUGCUCUCUUAGAAUUAAAUCUUUAGGGGCCUGAUCUCAAAUCCCGUCUCCUCCACAAUGUUCUCACCCGUCGACUUCUUACCGUAGGGAUUGGUUGGGAAGACUUUAUUGCAAUAUUAGACGAGAAAGUGGACGAGUUCUGUUUCCAGGACUUUUGUAAACUAACCUUUCCAAUCUUUUUUAGAAGUGGUCUGUGGUGUUGUGGUGGUGGGUUUUGAGACCAGGCAACAGUGUGACUGUGCUUGUGCGUUCAGGGCAGACAGAAGUCUGUUUACCUCCAGCAUCGUACCAGCACACACUCAAUGAUGGCGAAAUGAUGUGUGUGUCAGUGUUCAAAAGUUAUAAAGGGGGGGGGGGACAAAAGUAAGGGGAGGGGGGAGGUUGGGAAGAGUAGCUGCAGAUGUAAAGACACGUGUUGUUAAGACAUUAACACCAACAGCAACGGCCUCUUCUCUAACCUCGGCUGUGAGUCUGUUAUUCAUCGUUGUUUGUGUUGUUAUUGUUGACAUUUUUAAAGGUGGUUUAUCUGUGUUUGAAUUUGGCGGUUUUAUGAAUUGAUGUGGUAAUAAUUCUUUUGUUCCUGUUUGAGUUUUUUUUUUUUUGUAUAUUUUGCACAAGAGGAAAGGAACCAAAUGUUACAAAUACGAUCCCAAUUAGCUGAUAUGGUCUUAACAAGGGAAAUGCAAUAUACUUGUGUGUAAGUGAGAAAAGCUGUUGUGCGUGUGACGUUGUGUAUCACUUCUGGAUAACCAACUAAAACAAGUAAAGUCGUCCUCCUUGACUAUUGUAACCCAGGCAAAAGGCUUCCAUCACAAUAUGUUUGUUUAGAUAUCAUAGAAUAUAUUCACAUUUAUAUUUUUACAUUGGAUUUUAGUCACGAAAUAUAGUUGUAUUUAAAAAAAAAAAAAAAAAAAAAAAAAAAAAGGAGCCACCCUUGGGUAUGAAUGAUGGUGCUGUGGUAAAUGAAGAAUAAUACUGCUUGAAUUUAUACAAUACUUACUCUAGAUGUACUUAAAGAAAAAGUCAUAAAAAAAUUGCAUGUCACAGGACUAAGUUUCCUUUUCCCUCUCUAGUCUGUGUUGUUGGCUGUUCAGGUUCUCUUUGUGUCCCUACACUUUAACAAGAUUUGUGAGCUGUUCAGCGUUAAAUAGUCCCUACCAUGCUUUAAAUAACUGUUUUUCAUUGUAUACACUGUGCAAGAUGUGUGCCUUUAUACUCCAAAGUUAUUUAAUUUUAUAUUUUGUAAUCUUUUUUUAAAACAAAGGUAAAAGGUUAUUUUAAUAAUAGGGUGUUUACUUUGACAUGCAUUAUUCCCAAUUUUGUUUUCAACCCCCCCCCCACCUGCUCAACCUUCUUCUGCUUUAACACCUCUGUAUUCAGAUUUGUUCAUAUUAUUCAGUCAGUUAAACAAAACCAUUCUAAUGAUUGUGUUUUAACCAACCUAAAAUGUUAGCUGUCUUAAAUUUGAAUAUGGUGGAUCGGUUUGGAUUCUGUAAAUUCAAAUCUAUCGUUGUGAUUAUUCCGUGUGUACAGGCGUCCCCUUUCCUCCUCCUCAGAGUGAGGUGGUGUCUGCUGAUAUUAAUCCCUUGUUCGUUCACGCUGGUCCUGCCUUUAUAAAGAACGUGCGUGCGUGUGUGCAAGUGCAUUGUGUAAUGUGAUUGUGUUUCGUCGUGCUCGUCCUCGCUAACUGCCCCCCAUACACACACAUCAGGAGACUGUCAGCAUCUUCAUCACGUUUACCUUCGAACCACAGAUUUCAGAAAUGUGUUUUUUUUUUUAAGUGUUUGUCCGAAAUAUCACUCGCCGUCGAUGUACGACCCCCUACUCAUUUCUGAACCAGGUUUAUGUUCUCUUGGCGUUUUGUGUAAGCCGCUUGUUAUCAGGGAGGUUCAUCAGCUGAUAGUUCAUCCUGAGUCAGUGGUUAAUUGAUAUUUCAGUGUUCUUUCACUAUUAUUGGGCUGUUUUGUUUCUAUUGUCACGUAGCUCAUACUGUACAUAGGUUGUGUUAUUAAGAAAACAGGGAAUGAGGCAACACAAUCAUCUUCUAGUCUGCUUUGCUCUGUUUGGCCCUGGAGGCUUCCCUGUAGUCAGACAUAAGCAAGUAGAAAACCGAGCAGUGCAUGCUGGGAGAGUGAGUUUUUUUUCUGUUUUGUUUUGGGAAUAACUAUGGAUCUCAUGUAAAAUAGACGAUGAUGAUGCCAGACUUUCACAGAUGCAAAUUAAAGACGAUAACACACGCUCUGCUGCUGUUUUUUGAAAUGAAUAAGUCCUUGCUUUUGUGACUUCUCUCAUGAAUGAGCUCCUUCAGCCAUUAGGCCCACCCAACAGUCAACCUGCUGCCACGUUAACUUGCCAAAAGCAUCUUUCAGCAGUCAGAACUACCCUACAUGAGCUUGAAGAACAUUGUGUAAUAGUGUAAUGUAUCUGUUUGUUUGAACUGAAUUUGUUUUUUUUACAUGCACUGGGAGAUGGAGCAAGGUGUGCAUCGCUGAUAUGUGAAUAUGUCCAAAGUUAUGAGAAACAACCCUGUGUUCAUGUGGUUUAUCAAGUGUUAAGGGAAAAUUUGAUUACAAAUGCAAACAACCAGAGGCCAGGCAAGAACUGCAGAGAUGGAAAACAUUUCCUUUGGCCUUAAGAUUUAAAAUCAAGAAUCUUUGUCGAAAAAUAACUAAUUUUGAAAGUUAUUGAAUCCUUUGAAUUUGAAUGCACACAUCAGGCCACGAAACAUGCCCUCUUGCAGUUGAGCUUUGGUCUCACAAAAGUCCUGAGUACUUUUAGACUACACCUAAAAGACAGAGUGUGUGAGUGUGUGUGUGUGUGUGUGUGUGUGUGUGUGUGUGUAGCAAUGGUUGGUGAGAGUUCCCUUUCCGUGGCAGAGAGGCCAAAAUGAUGAUGUAUGUUUAUUGUUCUUCACAUUUGAUGAUGAUGAUGAUGAUGAUGAUGAUGAUGAUAAUAAUAAUAAUACACUCCAUUCCAUAAGUGUUCACUCAAACCAAUUAAAGCACUCGUUCUGCUUAACUC